This is a messenger RNA of Microbotryum saponariae, 6080 nucleotides long. The record is from the annotation of a GenBank genome assembly. NCBI's taxonomy places the organism in Eukaryota, Fungi, Basidiomycota, Microbotryomycetes, Microbotryales, Microbotryaceae.
AUGGACAGCUCUCCCGCCUCGCCUUUGGCCCCCAGGGAUCCCAGCUCCCCUGAAUCUUCGAUCGGCGAACAAAUCGCCACUCUACAGGCCCAGCUUGCCGCUCUGCAGGCCUCGCAACCCGCCGUCGCCGCAGCCGCCGCACCCCCGGCCGUCACCGUCGUGCCGGGGAACGCCGCCACCGCAUCCAAGGUCGUGUUUCCCAAGCACGCUCGUCUGGACGGCCCCAAGUCGUUCACCAACUGGUUGCGUCAACUCCGUCUUGCACUCCCGAACCAGGUUCGUGGUUACGUUCUCGACGGUGUCGUUCCCCCGACCUGGACCGCCGACCAGCUUGCCGCACGUGACGACGCCGCCCGGGAAAUCAUCGUUGGCUCUAUCGACUCCGCCGACGUAUCGGCCACCCUCGACGCCAUCCCCAGUAUUCGAUCAACUCUACUACGUCAGCGAUGUAGUUAUAGCCAAGAGUGAUGAAUGCAUUUCAACAUACCUAUUCGAUCAACUCUACUACGUCAGCGAUGUAGUUAUAGCCAAGAGUGAUGAAUAGGAAGCUAACAAUAAGAGACCCGCGCGCCCCAAGUCCACAGCCAGCGAGCCUGGGGCUGAGCCAAUGGCCCAGGCUCGCUCCGCGCGCCUAAGUCCCAGGCUCGCUUCGCGCGCCUAAGUCCUGGGCCGGGGCGCCCGGCUCACUCCGCGCGCCUAAGUCCGCGCCCGGUUCGCUCCGCGCGCCUAAGUCCUGAGCCGAGCGGAGAGUGGAUUCCUCGUCGGCACCGCGCAUCUUUGCCGCUCUCAAGGCUCGUUUUGCACCGGACGACGCUACACGCACUCUCGAGUUGUUCGCUCGCCUUUGGGACUUCAGGAAGAUGCCUGCCUCCGUCGAGGCCUACGACACUUGGCUACGCGAGUACAUGUCGAUUGCUCAGGAAAUACGCGACGCCAAAACAUCGCUCAACGACGUGCUCGCCACCCACGUGCUCGCCAUGGUCCCGUCUUGCCUCGACAGCUUCCGACUCACGUUCACGGACGAGCAGCGAAACCGACGCGACCUUCCCGAACUCACGACGCUUACGGACCGCAUUCGCAUCCAGCUUCGUUCGGCAGGACUCUCGACCUCGCAUUCGGCCAUGCUUGCCACCAGCUCCCCCUGCCCCGCCUGCCGCGCUCCCGGUCACCGCCUGCGCGACUGCACUUCACGUGCGAAGCACCCGCCCACCGGCCCCUGCCGCCGAUGCCACAAGAAAGGUCACUGGGCACUCGACUGCAAGAACCGGGGUGAACAGGCACGUAGCAGCGACGACACCCAGGACGACACGUCUUCCUCCGCGGCCUCGCAACCGAACGUCGGCUAUUUCGCCUCCUGCCUCUUCGCUCGUCGCCAACUCCCAACUGACGCCUUUGUAGUCGAUUCGGGUGCCACGACACACAUGGUCGCCGACCGAUCUCUAUUCACGACUUAUCGUCAGACGGCACACACCAAGAUCGGCGGCAUCGCGGGCGGCAUCACGGCUAUCGGCAUGGGGGACGUGGCAUUCGUCGCCAAGACUGGACACCCGAUCACGCUCCGUGGUGUUCUUCACACGCCUGGCCUACACGUCAACCUCCUCUCUGUCUCUCGCCUCUGCGACACCGACCGCGUUCGUCUCGCCUUCACCAGCGACGGCAUCGACAUCGCCAAGGACGGCCGGGCCAUUGCUCACGGUACCAGGGUCAACGACGGUCUUUACCUUUUGGACGCGGAUCACACCAAGUGUCAGCAUCUUGCCUUCCUCUCACGCUCUGAGUCUCCCGUGCCCCUGCUUACCCUACACCGCUGCCUCGGCCAUCUUGCCCCAUCCUCUAUACAGAAGAUGAUUGCUGCAGGUUUGCUGGACGGGUUUGGGGCCGGGUACAGUGACAAAGACGUAGAGGAGUUUGUUUGCAAUGCUUGCCUUGGUUCCAAAGGUCACCGCCUUCCCUUUCCCGACUCUGAGUCGCAUUCCGCCGAGAGACUUGGCCUCGUGCACAGCGACGUCCUGUCGUUCCCCACUCCGUCCUUGACCGGGAAGCGCUACCUUGUCACGUUUCUAGACGACCACUCUCGCAAACUCUGGGCAUAUGCGAUCGAUCACAAAAGCGAUGUUUUCCCGACCUUCCAGACUUGGCUCGCCGAAGUGGAGUUAGAGACGAACGCGCGGUUGAGGAUCCUUCGAACCGACAAUGGCGGGGAGUACCGAUCAAACGCAUUCACGGAGUUCUGCAAAUCCAAGGGCAUUCGUCGUCAAUACUCUAUCCCUUACACGCCUCAACAAAACGGUCGCGCCGAACGUGUCAACCUCUCCAUCGUCGAGGGCGUCCUCGCUCUCCUUGCGGACGCCCGUCUGCCGGCCACCUUUUGGGAUGAAGCGGCUGCGUAUUUCGUUUAUUGCAAAAACAGGUGCUCACACUCAGCUUUGGCCAAACAGACUCCAGAAUCCGUUUGGAACGGCCAACGCACCACCGCCACCGCCCUCCACCCGUUCGGCUGCACAGCCUGGCUCACGGUCGCCCCGGACCUUCGCAGCAAGCUCGACCCCAAGGCCGCGCGCGUGAUCUUCACAGGUUACGACCUCGCCUCCAAAGCUUUCCGUUUCUUUGACCAUUCCAUCAACAAGAUUGUACUUGGUCGCAAUGCCACCUUCCUCGACGACGACUUCCCCGGCCUGCCAGUCACCACGCCCGUCGAUGCAGACGACACCGACCGUCAGUUCGUCGUUCCCGCCGACACGCCCGCCCCUGCCGUCAAGACGAGGACCCCACUAGUAAGGUCGGCGCACAUGGACGUCUCAUCCUCCCUUGAUGAUUCUGCCAUGAGCGCCGUUGACGUGGCCCCAGGGUACACUGGCGGAACCUUACUUAAUUCCACAGAUACCGAAUCGUCCUCGUCACCGUCUCCUGAGCCGUCCUCGUCACCGUCGCCCACAAACCCUUUGUCACCGUCGCCUGCGCUGUCACCGUCGUUGGCAGCGUCAUCGUCACCCUCGGUCUCACCGACCGACUCUGACUACUCCGCCGACCCUCUGGACCUCAUCGGCUCACAGACCCCGACUCGCCUUGGCCCACCGGACGUGCACCGCCCAGACUUCAGCACGUACCGUGAGCCCGCAUCGGCUGAGGAGUCGCCCGACGAACUCGACAUCAUUGGGCGUCACUCGCGCGAUGAAUCGCCGGAUGAAAUCGAUUUCCUCACCCAACACCACCGCGCCUUCAUCGCCACAGACGACGACGACCCCACCCUCGACGCCAUCGAGCCCGUCAAAUCGAUCACUAGCGACCCCCAGACCUGGCGCGAAGCAAUGUCCAGCGACGAGCACAACAUCUGGGCUGAGGCCGCCGCCGCCGAGUUCACCGCCAUGCGCGACGACUUCAAGGUGUUCACCAUCGAGCCUCGCUCAUCUGUACCGCCGGGCGCCACCAUCGUCACCUCCAAAUUCGUCUGGAAGACCAAGCGCAACGCAAGCGGUGAAGUCACGGGGCGGAAGGCACGUCUUGUAGCGCAGGGUAACCGACAGCGCGACGGCAUCGACUUCUCAGAAACCUUCGCACCCGUCGCCCGUUUCUCCUCCAUUCGCUGCCUCCUGGCUCUUGCCGCUGCCAAUGGCUACCACGUUCAUCAGGCCGACAUCGACAAGGCUUACCUCCACGGCGAGCUCGAUCAUGAUAUCUGGAUGACGACACCACGCGGUUUCGACUUCCCGAGCGAUAAGGUUCUCCGGCUGCGACGCUCAAUCUACGGUCUCAAGCAGGCCGGUCGCAUCUGGAAUCGUCACAUUGACACAUCACUCAGGAAUCUGGGGUACAAGGCAACAGGCACUGAUCACUGCAUUUACUCUCGCAUUGACGAUCAGCAGCGGCCUCACUAUAUCGCCUUGUAUGUCGACGACCUCCUCAUUGUCAGUCCAGCCCUCGACGAGAUCGAACGUGUCAUCUCCGGCCUUGAACAGCGGUACGGCGUCAAACGACUCGGCCCCGCGGAGUACAUCCUCGGAAUCCAAAUACGCCGCCUGGACGACGGUUCCAUUGCUCUAUCCCAGGAGCGCUACAUCAUGGACGUGCUGGCCCGUUUCCACUUCGACACCACGACACGCGGCACUACGGUGCCGAUGACGCCCGGCCUCUCGCUCACGGCAAUUCCGGGUCAGGGAACGGAGCGCAUUCGUUCGUGGUACCUACAGGCCAUCGGCUCCCUCCUCUACAUCUCCCUUGGCACUCGACCCGACAUUGCCUUCGCCGUCUCGUACCUGUCCCGGUUCGCCAACAACCCCGGCCGCCGCCAUUGGAUUGCCGUCAAACACGUCCUUCGCUACCUUCGCGCCACGUACCGCGAUGAGCUUCUCUAUGCCCGCGGCCCAGCAAAAGUCACGGGUGUGGUUGGUUAUUCUGAUGCGAACUGGGGCGCCUGCGUCGACACAUCCAUUUCAACGAUGGGCUACGUAUUUUACUUGGCAGGCGCCGCUGUCUCUUGGUCGUCGAAGCGUCAGACUCGGGUAGCGGAUUCCACCACUGAUGCCGAGUACCUGGCCUUGUCGCACGCGGGUAAGGAAGCGAUCUACCUUAACCAACUCCUCUCCGAGCUCCACGUUUGCCCAAUCGCUGCAGCUCACAUCUUCACCGACAACGAGGCCGCGGCCGCCGUCGCUCACGACCCCGUUCGCACCUCCGGCACCCGGCACAUUCGCCUCCGCGAGCAUUUUGUCCGUGACAUGGUCAAUCGAGGUGAUAUCUCUCUCUCACACGUUGGCACAGCAGACAUGGUUGCGGACGUAUUCACCAAAGCGCUAGGCCCCAAGAUUUUUGGUACACAUUGCUAUGCUCUAGGCCUCCGGACGCGACAUCCACGGCUCAAGUCUACCUCGCGUUCGCGUGGGGGGGGUGUGAGGAAUCCACUCUCCGCUCGGCUCAGGACUUAGGCGCGCGGAGCGAACCGGGCGCGGACUUAGGCGCGCGGAGUGAGCCGGGCGCCCCGGCCCAGGACUUAGGCGCGCGAAGCGAGCCUGGGACUUAGGCGCGCGGAGCGAGCCUGGGCCAUUGGCUCAGCCCCAGGCUCGCUGGCUGUGGACUUGGGGCGCGCGGGUCUCUUAUUGUUAGCUUCCUAUUCAUCACUCUUGGCUAUAACUACAUCGCUGACGUAGUAGAGUUGAUUGAAUAGGUAUGUUGAAAUGCAUUCAUCACUCUUGGCUAUAACUACAUCGCUGACGUAGUAGAGUUGAUUGAAUAUUUCGUUCGGCCGCGCAGGUCGCACGCAAGGUUAUACCCUGAUGCAAUUACAGCGGGGCCUCGCGGUCGAUCCGAAUGGCGAUCCGAUGGCCAUGACCGAAGACGGGUUCCACUGCGCGUACCUUCGCUUACAUGCUGAUCUUUUCCAAGGCUCCAUCGAGAGGCAGAAGGGUGCGCUCAACGCCGCUUUGCCACAAGAGAUCGAGAUCCUGGGCGCCAAGUACGGCUUGCGACACGAAUUCGAGACGCACUACUGCGCGGUGUGCAAUCGCGCCGGACACCAGUGGGGCGCUUGCAGGAAGCCGGUUUCGACUCCGGCCACCACCGCCCCUGUUCCGGGGGCCUCGACCUCGACUUCGACUUCGACCACCGGCUUCCGAGUUGCUGGAAAGAAUGGGAAGCACGGUGGGCCUGCCGCAUUGAACUCUCGUGUCUCUGGCGCGAACAUGAUCCAGCUGGGACCUCGUGCUAACCCCGCAGGUGCAGUAACCGCCAACAAGGACAACGCGAACGACGGCAACAACGAGUCGGUCGUUUCGACCGAACCGGAGGGCGGCGACACUGGGGAAGACACGUCGACGCGUGCGACCCUGGGCUCAACAAAGGAGACGCAGACGACGACGGCGGCGCCCGUUUCGACCCCGACCUCUCCUUCGCCUUUGUCCGGUGGCACGUCGGGAUCAUCGGCAACCUCGACAACCUCGAUAGCCUCGACGAGUCCUCGACGCCUUCGUUCGAGCUCGGCACCCGGCAACCGACGUGUCACCCGGGCGGGAUCCGCCAUGAUCCUCGGUGCUAUGAAGGAACAAUAUACCACUGCACCAAAAGGCGAGGCACCUCUACUUCAGUGA